GUGAUUGGUUGCGUUACCGUCAUGGAAACGGAUGCAGUUGAACAAUGGCCGCAACAAAAACAAAAAUUUCUAUAAUUUUGUAGCGAAAAUGCCUCAAUUUUUAGGCGAUUCUGUUGCAGAUUCUCACGGUACUGGCGAUGAACAAGACGAGGUGGGAGAUGCACAGUCAACUGAGGAACAGAAUGAUGCCAUACAAGAGCCAGAAGCGCCUGCAGUCCCAGUUCAAAACGCGCCCUACGAUGCGAUGCGAAGUGAGCCUCUUUUGACAAAUGUUCUUGUUGAACUAUAUGACGGGGAGACGGACGAGCAAGGAUUCUUACAUGGCUACGGCACAGCGUAUUUUCAAGGCGGGAACAUUUACAAGGGACAUUUUGAGCGAGGUUUGAUGCAUGGAAAAGGCAAAUAUGUUUGGCAGGAUAGGACUAUAUAUGAAGGUGAUUUUAUGCACAAUCAGUUAUCUGGUCAUGGUUUGUAUGUCUGGCCAGAUGACAGUGGCUACGAAGGAGAGGUUAAGAAUGGUCUACGACAUGGUCAGGGAACUUUCAGGUGUGCUUCGACCCCAUGUGUUUACUCUGGUAUGUGGUGUGAUGGUAAACGACAUGGUCACGGCACCUUAAAGUAUGACAAGAUCUGUAUCCUACUAUGAGGGAGAGUGGUAUGAGAAUCAGCGUCAAGGUUAUGGUACACGUAGGUAUGCCAGUGGUAAUGUUUACGAAGGGAACUGGAAGAAUAACAUACGUCAUGGUCAGGGUACAAUGAACUGGUAUACAAGCAACGAAAAAUACACUGGUGAGUGGUUUAAUGGGGUACAACAAGGAUAUGGGGAGCACACCUGGUUCCUACGGCGUGUCAAGGACUCACAGUAUCCAUUGAGGAAUCGUUAUGUUGGUAGUUUUGUGAAUGGUUUGCGUCAUGGUCGUGGCGUGUUUUACUAUGCAAGUGGGGCUAAGUAUGAUGGGGAAUGGUUGAAUAAUAUGAAACAUGGAAAAGGAAUGUUUGUUUUCAAAAAUGGUAUGGUAUUUAAAGGUAAGCAAAGAAAGAUUAUACAUUUAGGCAUGUCAUGUAAAUAUAUAUAAAAUUAAUAUAACUCAUAUACCAGUUCUCUAGAAGCAGCUAUGUAGGAGAAUGUUAGAAUCUACCAAUGGUAUACAAAGGUGGAUUGUCUGGAAAUGAAAAUGUAAAUCAAUACCAAUGCAUACUGAAAUUUUCUUGAUUUAUGACAUUUGGGACAACAUCACAUUUCCCACCCAUUUUCCGGAGAUAUUAAUUCCCCAUGAAUAUUUAUAUCCCCCCUUCCUAGAUUUCUAUAUUUUCUAUAUUUUACCCCAAGGUAUAUUUGACAGUGACCACAUGUUGGAAUACCCUGACAUCAAUCCGUCUGGCAUGAUCACUCCCGACAUCGCCUCGGCUGGUCUACCUGUGCAACGUCCUGGCACUCCUGCAUCAACACUCAGUGCUGAUUGGGCAAAUGGCUUGGAACUAAAUAUCGCCUUCUUAUUUGAUGACCGAGAUAUUGACUUAGACCAACGAGAACUGGAAGUGCAACAGGUCAACUAUGUGAUGCUGCAGCAUAUCAGUAAAUUGAAGAAAAUUUACACCUUCUACAGUUCUAUUGGAAUUGAUCAGUCCCAGGAUAAUACAUCAGUCAUGACUCGGAUGCAGUUCUGUAGAUUUCUGAAGGACAGUCACAUCCAUCAUGGCGAUACAUCCCUCCCUGAGAUUCUGAGGCUGAUUGCAGAUGACAGAAAUGAGGAUCCCUAUUACCCUUGGGAAAAUAUCUUGAUGCGCGACUUCUUGACAGCAUUGGUUAUCAUUGCCAACCACAUGUUUGCUGAUGAAGAUCGUCAUGGAAACCAACUGUUGUUACCGUGGUGUUUGGCGAAACUUGUGUCUGAGUACGUGUUGGAACAUGCUUGUGACAUGGGUGGGAUCGUGUACACCAAACCAAGUAUUACAAUGGAACUCACCCAGUACUUUGAUAAGGCUUAUAGUAUAUACAAGUACUGGAUGUCCCAAGCAAAGCAAUGCCAGCCUGGUGUUCUAUGUGUAAACAUGCGAUAUAUGCUUUGGAUUCUGAAUGAUUAUGGCCUUAUCAAUGAAGGCUUAUCAGCAAAGAAUGUCAUCGAUAUUUUUGCAUCGGAUGACCCAUGUGUUGCCCAGGAUGAGUUUAUCAGCCUCGAGGUUGAGAUUUCAUUCCUGGAGGUUUUGGAGGUGCUGGUUCAAUGUGCCGAGGUGUAUGUCACAGAAAACAUGUUGAGGGAGAGUCCCACCACACGUCCUAGUACUGUGGACACAUCACAAGCCCCCAGUGCAAAAAGUCGUCAUUCAAGUCUCUCUGCAGGACAGUUAGAUUCACCUGAUAACGGUAUGGUUUCACUGCAUGAUUUGUAACUGAAUUUUAAACUUUAAGUACCUGAAAAGAUUAGUUUUCUGACGAACUCAAAAAGCUCUCACUCAAAACAUCCAAGUGUGUUAAACUUUAAUCUUUUUCGGGCAGUGAAUUCAGAAACAAACCUUCCCGCUACACAUUGUAAAGUACUUAGAACUGUACCUACACGUUUGAGACAUCAUGACAAUUUCUAAGAAUUUUAAUGAUACGAGUCUACGACUGCUUCAAAAUUCAAAGGAGAAUAUAGUCAAUGCAUUGCCAUUAAUAGCAGAACUUCCCCCCUUGUUGAAUGAAAGGCAAAAUUACAGCACAAUGACAUGUGCAACACAAGGAACAUCCUGUACCUAGUAAAAUCAUUUUAAAUGUACCCUGAAAUAAAGCUAGCAAUUGAUAAUUAGCAUACCUUCCGUCUUUCAGAAAGCCGUAUAUCCAAUCAUUCAGUGUUGAAUGUGAUCGAAGAAAAAAAUGAAGAUCAGUCUCCACCUGCAAUAGAACAGAAACCCACAGAUGUGAAAGUGGAAACGCCAGUGAGAGGCAUGGAGAUUCCUAUUCUCAGUAUUACAGGUACAAACACUGUAUAUAAAAACUAAAAUUAUUUAACAAUUAUUCGUAAGAGGGCCAGGCAGUAGGACGACAUCACUAAUAGAGUAAUACUAAUUGUCCAAUUCUGCAUAAAUUAAGCUAACAUACCACAUUUAAAUGGGAUAGAUUCAUCUUCUAAUUGACUGCAGAAAUAAACUGGAGAGAACGUACGUACGUGCCGUGUUUCGUAACCGAGAAGAAGUUAACCCAUCAAGUUUUACGCAUUAAGGUCCAGACACACCGGACGCGAUUCGACAAAAACGCGACGCGAUUUUUUUAGUUUUUGAAAGUUAAUAAAACAGCCAAUGAGAGCAAAUUUUAAAAGAUAUGUAGACCAAAUAACUGAAAAUGUUAUAAUGCUUCUAAACAUUAAUUAGAAAAUUUAAACAAAGUUAUCGGUCAGUGAAAAAUUUAAUUUAUAAUCGAAAAAUCGCGUCGCGUGGUCGAAUCGCGUCCGGUGUGUCUGGACCUUUACGCCUCAAUGCGGAUCAAUGCGCCCUAUUUUCCGGCUCUGUCGAGCGCUGGCACUCGAUGGGUUAAAGUCAGACAACAGGCCGUAAUGGUUAUCCAAAUUAAUGUUAUUUUAACACAAAGCUUUGUCUCAUUUCAGCAUCGGGUGAAUCGAAGCAGCUUGUUAUAGAUGAUCAUAUUGAUGAUGUAAAAAAUGAUGAGACUGUCCCAGGUGACUCACAAGGUAAAAAGGACAUUGAGCAGUUCUGAACUGUUAUCCCUAGUCCUAUAGAGGUCCAGUAAACGCCCUUCGUUACUGAUUAGGGAAGCCUCACAUAUCGAUUUUUUCCACGAGAAACGUCAUAUGUUCGUUUGGGGGUGGGGGUGGCAGCUGUGACGUUUCUCUGUAAACAUCAUGGAAAAAAUCGAUAGUUUUUAUCUUUGCAGAGUAUAAAAAAGAAAACAAUUUGAUACAAAAAGCAGUCUAUAUAUUUGUCAUACCAUACCUGUUCUAUACCUAUGCAUUUAUAUUAUUACGCCUUCCUUGCAUUGAAAACACUCAAAUUUCGAGAAAUACGCGCUAAAAUUAUCAAUAUUUCAUGCAAAAAAAGUUGUUUUGAGAAACGUUGGAAAUUUUGAAGUUCACAUAUAUAUUAAUAAAAAAAGAGUAUGUCAGCAGAAGAUGACAUAUUCCUCGCGGAAGCAUCGCCAAUAGCCGACCGAAAAAAAUAGUAGAAAAUUACCUUAUGUGUACUAUAAGAACAAAAUAUCGAUAACUAUGUGUGACGUUGGGGGGGGGGGGGGGGGGGGUCUCCAGAGAAACGAACAUAUGACGUUUCUCAUGGACAAAAUCGAUAUGUGAGGCUUCCCUUACGAAGGGCCUUCGCUCGUAACGUCGAAAUUCUCCUUAUAUUUUUCAGGUAGUUGCAUCCCAACCAACGAAAGCUUGUUCAUAGUAUUAACACUACCUACACUGGCACAGAUAGUUCAAGAUUAUACCAUGCCCAUAUAUAUGUCUAUUUCAGAACCAUCCGAGCUGAGAUAUAAAAAAAAAACUAUUGCAAUAGUUUCAUAUUAUUCUGACGCUGCAGAAUACAACUAAAAAUUCGUUGUAAUGAGUGUAAUUCAAACUUCCAUCUUUGGGUUUCUAGACCGUCGUUGUACUCAUCGAGUUAUCGAGUCAACAGGGGUUGGUAGCGAGUCUUAUCCAAUUUCUCACGACCGAUUUUUCCGCCAUUUUGGGGGGUACUGCCUCUCUCACAUUUGAGAGUCUCCGCACCACGAAAUGCAACUUUUUAGUAUUGUAGUUGUUUGUAUAAUGGUAAAUUUACAGUUACAACCUUUGUCUAGAAUCUUUCACGAGGGCAGGCAGUACCCCAAAAAUAGCGGAUUUUGGCCUUCGCGAGAAAGGCUAAUUUAAGUGCACGGUAUAGUUUUCGCGACGUCUUGGAGGACGCAUAGCGUUUCCGAUAUGUACGAUGCAUAUAAUUUUUAUAAUAUUCUUAACUUCUGUUUUUUAAUAUAUAGAUACGGACCACAGCCAGACAGCUCCACCACCAUGUGACAAGAAAAAUGGAGAUGAACAAGAGAAAAGUGACCCAGUUAUUUUCGAAGAUGAUUUUAGUUUGUGGUGUCUGAAAAUCAGUGUUUUCUUCAAGAAGAAAUUUUUCCCUGCCGCCGAGAAAUACGAACUGUUAAACAAAAUUGCUCAUGAAAAUAUGUAAAGUGCUCCAGGGUCGGUUAGGCACAGUUGUAGUGUUGUUUUAAAUUUGUUUACUACCAGUUUUUACGUCAGUUUAAACAAAGCUUUGGUCCAAGUAUAGGAAAGAAUGUUGAGGAAAGGUUUGAAAUAUAUAUCCCUUCGCAGGACGCGAAAUAUCUCCAAACAAAUAACAUUUUGUUGGGGAAACAAUCUUUCCUGGUUUUGCUCACAUUCGGGACAUAUGCCAAUAUGGCUACUGGCCCUAAAACAAUAUUUCUACAACAUUUUUUCUAGUUUGCCAAGGUGGUUACUCGUAUCGUUAACACUAUAACGUUAAUUUGACAAAGUGCAGUGUGAUAUCUAUAUGUUUGAAAUAUAAAAUUUGUGAAUUGUUGUAUCAUGUUCAAUAAAUAAAUAAUUGUUUUUGAAAAAGCAAUUGUGUACCAUUUAAUCUGAUAUGUCAUAAACCAUGUUCCUGCAUCAAUUCCUUUAGAAUAAAGAGCCCUGGAUACGAGGUUGUUUAGAUGCAUAACACAACAAGCGUAUUUGAAUAAUUAUGGAAUUCAAAUAUAAGAAACAAAAAUUCGCGACCAGCUCAUAUGUUGAGGGUAUAUUUUUUCAACUUCUUAUUUUCAUGUCAUCUAUGCCCAAGUAUUUUAGACAAACCAAAGCAGCAAGUUGUUCCGCGGAUUUCUUACUUUUUUCCCUAAAA
This is a messenger RNA of Paramuricea clavata, 5835 nucleotides long. The record is from the annotation of a GenBank genome assembly. Lineage: Eukaryota; Metazoa; Cnidaria; Anthozoa; Malacalcyonacea; Plexauridae.